This is a messenger RNA of Sardina pilchardus (European sardine), 2801 nucleotides long. It is a transcript of the gene nudt22, whose product is annotated as nudix (nucleoside diphosphate linked moiety X)-type motif 22. Lineage: Eukaryota; Metazoa; Chordata; Actinopteri; Clupeiformes; Clupeidae. The record is from RefSeq and is a predicted model, not a curated record. The coding region runs from base 1274 to 2404 and encodes 376 amino acids. The transcript has 7 exons. Gene Ontology annotation, molecular function: GDP-mannose hydrolase activity.
CCGUUUGAACGUACCAUUCCAUCGGGGAUGCACAGUCAGCACCGCUUGAGCUCGCGUGUUCUACACGUGAUGGAACUUCAACAGGAGAAAAGAGUUAUUUUUUCCAUACAAUUGAAGCCUCUAACUGAUAAUAACAAGGAUGAGAGCAAUUAUACUGAAAGAACAAACCAUUCAUAGAGACGGCAAUUGACCUAACUCCAGAGUUUGUAUAAAGAGCACAGAAUGAAUCACUAUCAGCGGCAAAAUAAAAAUAUGAUCGAAAGUAUAGCCUGACCUACAGCCAAACCUGGCUUGAAACCUGAAACGAAUUCAAGCCUCUAUCGGAAAUAUACAUAGGCCACCAUGCAGGCUAGUCCAUGUUUUAACUGGCGGGGGUUUUUUGACAAAGACAUCAUUUGCGGCUUGGUGACCACACAAUAUUUUGAUUUAACGAUAGUUAAACGAGUUAAUGGUACGAGUAAUAACAGUAGACUUGCUCUGCUAUCUCCAAAUAACUGGAUUGCAGGCGGACGCUAGACAAAGGUUUCAUAACCUUACUUCCAACAGUGUUGCAUAACUCAAGAGUCAAGAGGAGAGCAAGCUGAACAUAUUGUACUAAUGUCGGUUUGUAUUCACAAUCAUGUGCUUACAUUCUCUAAAAUAGCAUAAAACAUGAUAUUUUCAAGGACAUAGCACAAAUGCGUUUAAAUUUCAUUUGUUUGUAAGUUAUUUUGCAAACAUUGAGAUAUUGCACACCCGAGAUUUAGCUGCUGGCUACCACUUUAACGAACCGUGCAGUUUACAUACCAACAUUAAUACGGCAACAAAAGUUUGUGCAUUUCUAACAGUUCUGGUAAUAUUUGUUUGGACUGUACCUGAUGUCUGCUAGCCAUAGACAGACAGUAAGCUGUUAGCACUUCACCCGUCGCAUGUUUUGCGUGUAUUGGUGGGCGGGGCUAAACGUUAGUUUGUGUUCAGUUUCUCUUCGUCCCCGGUUGAAGCAAGUGUCGGUUCUGUUGACACUUUCCAUCAGGAGAAAUGAUCUGACCAAAGUGUUUUGAUAGGUAGCUGAUUCCAGUUAUGUCCUUGUGUUGUAAUUAAUAGCUUUACAACAUUACCACUACUGAAAUCCCUAGAAACGUUCACCUUUAAAGUUGUUGGCGUGAACUUUUUCAUGACAGCUCUCUGUCAAGUGUCGUCAGUGAUGUUGAAGUAAACGCAGGCUAGCUUUACCUAACUAGGACACAUUUCUUUCAUUAGAUUAUAACACAUCCCACGCAAAUCUCUGGAGGACAUGGAUCCGGAUGUGUCUAUUUUACUUCACUGUGCUUCCUGGCGGGGAUUGCGAGAAUGGCAGGUGCAAGUGGAACUCUCCUCAAGGUUUAACCGGCAUUCAUCACCAGAUACAGAGGAGCAUAUAGAGUCUAUGUGGGUGGAAAGGAUUAAACGAGAACCGUGGCUUUUCAAUGGGGCCAAAUUCAGACUGCACUCAACCGACUGGACCACGCACCACAGCCCUACAUCCAGACCGCAUGAUGCUAGGGGUGAACAAGUCCAAGAGAAGGCUACUCGAGAAACAUCCAGACAACAGUGCUGCUGCUCAGGUGAGAAAGGGCGUGAUGAGGCACACCAACACGCCCAGUGUGGUGGGCAGUCGGCCGCCCCGCUCCCAAACGCCUGCAGUGGCGACAGUCUGGUUGUGAAGUCACACUCUUCGAAGGGCUCAGGAUGCCAGGGAGAACCCAGGAGAGUUCUAUUGAGUCUGCAGUUAGGCCUAACCUGUUACAAAGACUACCUGGGAACUAACUGGUCUGAAAGGGUGGGCGAGCUUCAGAGGCGAGGAGCAGUCGAGCUUGGAGAUCCACAAGCCCUGCUAGCCCAGCCUCUAGGUGUGGGGGCUGUCAUGGCAACUGCUGAUGGACAAGUGGUCCUCCUAAAGAGGAGCCAGAAGGUUGCAGAAGCCGCUGGACUGCUGGAUAUACCAGGAGGACACCCCGAACCAAAGGCUGUCUGCAAUGGUAUCAGCGAAGAGAGUAUCACCAUAGAGUCGCUCCAGGGCCGAGAGGAAGCGGUCCUUAAAGAAAUCUUCUCCUCUGUGUUAGCAGAGAUAAGAGACGAAGUGAAUGUUCCUCUUAGUUCUCUAAGCGAGCCAAUUCUGCUGGGAAUUGCCCUCAACCACACCAGUGCUGGCAGGCCCAGUGCCGAGUUCUAUGUCAGGUGCUUUCUGACGGCAGAUGAAGUUAAAACUGUCUACCGGCGUGGAGGCCCAGAGGCUAAUGAAUCCACAGAUGUUGUAUUCCUGAAGGAGACGGAAUGGUUGGCUUUGGACAAGAGCGCCCCCCUGUGGUCAGAAUUGUGUCCAUCAGCUAAAGGAGCGAUAAUUCUCCAUCAAGAAGUCAUGCCAGUCAAUGAUCAAAAUGUUUAAAAGAAUAUAAAAUACUCUUUAUUGUGAACAAAAUUGUAAAUGUUUUUUUUUUCUUUUAAAACAUCUUCACUAGCAGAACACAGUAGUGCAAAUGUAGUUAAACAUGUUCAAAUCAUCAAUGAAUUUACAACAUACCGAGAAUAACAGAACACCUGUACAUUUUACAAAAAUACUGUCUGUUUUGGGAUGGAAAAAAAAAAACCCUACUCUAUGCAUAUAUUAAAUUGUUAAUAAUUGUACAAUAGCUCAUUUACGAUGAAUGUUACGGGUGCAGGGCUGUAGAUGUAUGAUACCUUUUGAAAAGUUCUUGUUUUUUAUCUAAAUGUUAAGCAGAUGUAAAGAGAUGUAUUAAAGAUGUAUUACAGAUGUAUUAAAAGGUAAUUUUCAGCACUUCUAA